UGUCAUAGCUGUCAAACCCCACAGCAGUCUUGUUUUUCGUGCUCUCGUGUUUCUUGUGUGAAAAUUUCUAGCGUGAUCUGCUGUUCUGCAAAUUUAUUCCAAAAUGUACGGCCCUCAGCAGCCUAUUCUCGUUCUAAGUCAGAACACAAAGCGAGACAGCGGUCGAAAGGUGCAGCUGGAGAACAUCAAUGCCGGCAAGACCAUCGCCGAUCUGAUUCGUACCUGCUUGGGACCACAGGCCAUGUUGAAGAUGCUUAUGGAUCCGAUGGGCGGCAUUGUCAUGACUAAUGACGGAAAUGCAAUCCUACGGGAAAUUACUGUUCAACAUCCGGCUGCAAAGAGUAUGAUUGAAAUAGCCAGAACACAAGACGAAGAGGUAGGAGAUGGAACUACCUCGGUUAUUGUGUUGGCCGGAGAAAUGCUUGCGGUUGCUGAACAAUUCCUCCAGCAACAGAUUCAUCCUACUGUAAUUAUACGUGCCUACCGGGAAGCCUUAGAGGAUAUGAUCAAGCUGCUGACGAACGAAGUAAGCAUUCCGCUGGAUAAGACCGAUAAGGCAAAAUUGGCCGAUGUUAUCAAAUCGUGUGUCGGUACCAAAUUCAUUGGACGUUGGUCGGAUCUGGCUGUUAAAAUUGCGCUGGAUGCAGUUGAAACUGUCAUGCUUACUGAAAAUGGUCGUACGGAGAUUGACAUCAAGAAGUAUGCCAAAGUGGAGAAAAUCCCUGGUGGGUCCAUCGAUGAGUCCUGUGUUUUAAAAGGAGUUAUGUUGAAUAAGGACGUCACUCAUCCCAAGAUGAGAAGAUACAUUGAGAAACCACGUAUUGUGCUGUUGGAUUGUCCUUUGGAGUACAAGAAGGGUGAAAGUCAGACUAAUGUAGAAAUUGUUGGCGAUCAAGACUUCACGAAGCUGUUGCAGAUCGAGGAAGAGCAUGUGGCGAAGGUUUGUGCAGACAUAAUUGCUGUAAAGCCAGAUGUUGUGUUCACCGAAAAGGGAGUUUCUGAUCUAGCUCAGCAUUUCCUUCUGAAGGCCGGAAUAACCGCGAUUCGUCGUUUGCGAAAAACAGACAAUAACCGAAUCGCCCGUGCUUGUGGCGCUACGAUUGUUAACCGUACGGAGGAACUGACCGAAAAAGACGUUGGAACUGGUGCUGGUCUUUUUGAAAUUAAAAAGUUAGGAGAUGAGUACUUCUGCUUCGUAACGGAAUGCGAUGAUCCCAAAGCUUGUACUAUUCUGCUGCGAGGCGCUUCAAAAGAUAUUCUAAGUGAAACAGAGCGUAAUCUUCAGGAUGCUCUGCAUGUCGCUCGUAAUCUUAUGCUAGAACCGCGUCUGCUUCCGGGAGGCGGUGCAGUUGAAAUGGCCGUUUCGCAAGCACUGACAAACAAGCAGAUCCAAGGUCCGUAUCGCGCCGUAGCACAAGCACUGGAAAUCAUCCCACGUACGUUGGCUCAAAACUGUGGUGCUAACACGAUUCGCGCUUUGACGGCACUGCGAGCGAAACACGCCUCACACCCGGCGGGAUCUGGUCCAUGCACCUGGGGAAUAGACGGCGAAAGUGGUGAAAUCGUUGACAUGAAGGAAAAGGGUAUCUGGGAACCGCUUUCGGUGAAGCUGCAGGUCUACAAGACCGCCGUCGAGACAGCUAUCCUAUUGCUGCGCAUUGACGAUAUCGUUUCCGGAUCAAAGAAAAAGAACAACGACGGCACCGGAGCAACUCCGGCGCAAGCAGCUCAGGGAAUGGAAUAAUUUGUUUUCCGGUGGCCCGCAAGCUUUAACUUUAACACAUUCACUAACACAUUACUACUCAAUACAUGAUUUUGCAAGUGCUAGCCUGUAUGUUUAAGUAACAUCCUCACCGAAGAUCGAUCAUAGUUUAGGUAGUUGAAAAAGACGUCUACGCUUUUUUUCGGUUUUACAAAAUCAUUCUUUGGAACAUUGCUCUUUACUUCUCCGACUUCAGCUUUGAACGUCUUUUUCAAAUAUGGAUUUUGUCAUCGCACCGGUUACGUUUUUUCUCUCGCCAAUAUCUCACAUGUCGGUUUUCCCAAUGGACCACAAAAUAUUAGCCCUGGGUGGCACGCAAACAAACAAUUUAAAUAAAAAGGCUUAAUAAUUUAAUAAA
This is a messenger RNA of Topomyia yanbarensis, 2120 nucleotides long. It is a transcript of the gene CCT3, whose product is annotated as T-complex protein 1 subunit gamma. The transcript has 3 exons. NCBI's taxonomy places the organism in Eukaryota, Metazoa, Arthropoda, Insecta, Diptera, Culicidae. The coding region runs from base 104 to 1744 and encodes 546 amino acids. Gene Ontology annotation, biological process: protein folding. Gene Ontology annotation, cellular component: chaperonin-containing T-complex. The record is from RefSeq and is a predicted model, not a curated record. Gene Ontology annotation, molecular function: ATP binding; ATP-dependent protein folding chaperone; ATP hydrolysis activity.